UAACUGAUCUUAAUUCUGGAUGGGUUUCUCUUCACAGAUCUGGUCGCGGCCACACAGGAGUCCACCGUUAACGUCCCACAGAUGGCCGACACGCUCUUCGAGAGGGCCGGCAACGCCAGCUGGGUUGUGGUCUUCAAGGCCCUGGCAGCCACACAUCACCUGAUGGUCCAUGGCAACGAGAGGUUCGUCCAAUUCCUGGCCUCCAGAAACACCCUCUUCAACCUCAGCAACUUCCUGGACAAGACGGGAUCACAGGGGUACGACAUGUCAACGUUUAUCAGGCGCUACAGCCGGUACCUGAACGAGAAGGCCUUCGCUUACAGACAGAUGGCUUUUGACUUCGUCAGAGUGAAAAAAGGUGCUGAGGGUGUCAUGAGAACAAUGUCCACAGACAAGCUGAUGAAAGGAAUGCCCACCUUGCAAGGCCAGAUCGACGCCCUGUUGGAGUUUGAGGUUCAUCCACCAGACCUGAAGAAUGGCGUCAUCAACGCAGCUUUCCUAUUGCUUUUCAAAGACCUGAUUAAGCUGUAUGCCUGCUACAACGAUGGCAUCAUCAAUCUCUUAGGCAAGCUCUUUGUUUUGCUCUGUUUGUUUGUGUUGAGAGUUACCACUGUACAGUUUGUUUUGAACAAACUUUUGCUAUAUUUGUUCCUCAUUGACAAGCCUAAAAUGGACGUAUUACUCGUUAUGAAAUGCUCACACAAAAUAUUCACAUUCACAAUUGUUCAACUGCCUUCACAAAUAUAACUGUUUUGCUGAAUAGA
Molecule: messenger RNA, 764 nt
Organism: Clupea harengus (Atlantic herring)
Lineage: Eukaryota; Metazoa; Chordata; Actinopteri; Clupeiformes; Clupeidae
Gene: snap91a
Product: clathrin coat assembly protein AP180-like
Exons: 5
Coding region: 82-747 (221 amino acids)
Biological process (GO): clathrin coat assembly; synaptic vesicle budding from presynaptic endocytic zone membrane; clathrin-dependent endocytosis
Cellular component (GO): clathrin-coated pit; extrinsic component of presynaptic endocytic zone membrane; synaptic vesicle
Molecular function (GO): SNARE binding; clathrin heavy chain binding; phosphatidylinositol-4,5-bisphosphate binding
Source: RefSeq, a predicted model, not a curated record